AUGUCCCUCAGCAGCGUCUACGGCGAGGGGUGCGCCGGGUGGGUCUUCAAACAGGGCUCGUGGGUCAAGAACUGGAAGAAGCGGUUCCUCGUGCUGCGCGAGCGGCAGCUGACGUACUACCACACGGACGACCUGUCGCCGGCAGUCCAAGCGCGAGGCGCUCUGCAGGUCAUUACCGUCGAGCUGAGCGCCGACAUCCACAACGGACUGCUCGUACACGGCUACGGCGGCCGCGUGCUCAAGCUCUACACGCUGUCGGCGGAAGCCACGAGCGCGUGGUACAAUCUGAUUCUGGACGCUACGAUGCUGGCCCCGCCGCCGUUUGCCGUGCGGCCGUUCGGCCGGUGCUCGACACUGUCGGCUGCCAGUGCUCCUUCUGGGACCGCCGGGCCGAGCGAGGCCCACAAGGCCGAGUCCGCUUCGGAGAGUCUCGACGUGGGUGCGACACAGGUGACGCACGCGGGCUGGCUCAAGAAGCAAGGCGCGCGCGUCAAGAGCUGGCGACGGCGGUACUUUGUACUGCGUGGAAGCGUCUUGUCGUACUUUGACUCGGAGGACACGGGGGCAGCGGCAAAAGGGUACGGCCGGGUGCGCGCGGUGGAGGUGAAUGGCCGCGUGAAACGGGGACUGGACAUUUUGUUUGAGACGGGGCGAUUGCUCCGCGUGUCGGCGAGGACCAGCAGGGAGAUCGAAGUCUGGCUCUGCAGGCUGAGCGAUGCCAUUGAAGCGGCGACUGUGGAGCAACAGCAUGUGCGGCAAUCGCUGGCAGCGCACCGACCGCUCCGUUUGUCGUUUGUGGGAGUAGCGGUGCCGACGAGAAUGUCGCAAGAAUACCAGCAGCAAGAACAGGUGCAACGCCAUAGGGACACGGGCACUACAUGGCGGCAGGCGCCAGCAUGCGUGCCGUCGAACCCAAGGGGCGUGACGGCCAAAGUUACUCAAGUGUCGGAGCGUCCCAGUGUAACGAAACAGCAGUCGUCGUCGGUGUUGGACGACUCGGACAUUUCGUCGGAGCUAUUGUCGCAGAUGUCGAUAUCGAGCCCACAUGGCCACCACUCGAGUUCUGAUCCCCACGGCACUACAUCAGCGGGAAAAUCAACGGCGCACUCGAACGACGCUUGGGCUUGGCACUCGUCAUCAAGCUCCACGUCUUUUGACAGCGACGUCGACUGUGACAGUGACGAUAGCGAAGGCGACUGGAUUUAA
This is a messenger RNA of Hyaloperonospora brassicae, 1206 nucleotides long. The record is from the annotation of a GenBank genome assembly. Lineage: Eukaryota; Oomycota; Peronosporomycetes; Peronosporales; Peronosporaceae.